GGAUACAACAUGGCGGCCGGCUCCUAACGCUCUCCAUCCAGGGACCACCGUGGAAGUCCUCGGUCGGGACCCUGCCCCAGAGAAGUGAGAGUCGGGGGCUCUUUCCUGCCCUUCCUUCUCCGUCCCGAGUCUGCAAGGGUUGUCGCCAGCUUCUGGAUCCAGGAUGAAGAACUACAAAGCCAUUGGCAAGAUAGGAGAGGGAACAUUCUCUGAAGUUCUGAAGGUGCAGAGCCUGCGAGAUGGGAACUCCUAUGCUUGUAAACAGAUGAAGCAGCACUUCGAAAGUAUUGAGCAAGUGAACAAUCUCCGGGAGAUACAAGCUCUGAGGCGCCUGAAUCCACACCCAAACAUUCUUACGUUGCAUGAAGUGGUCUUUGACAGAAAAUCUGGUUCUCUUGCACUAAUAUGUGAACUUAUGGACAUGAAUAUUUAUGAGCUAAUCCGAGGGAGAAGAUACCCGCUGUCGGAGCAGAGGGUCAUGCACUACAUGUACCAGCUGUGUAAAUCGCUCGACCACAUGCACAGAAAUGGGAUCUUCCACCGAGAUGUGAAACCAGAAAAUAUAUUGAUAAAGCAGGACGUCCUGAAAUUGGGGGACUUUGGGUCCUGCCGGAGUGUGUACUCCAAGCAGCCAUACACAGAGUACAUCUCCACGCGCUGGUAUCGGGCCCCCGAGUGCCUCCUCACCGACGGCUUCUACAGCUACAAGAUGGACCUGUGGAGCGCUGGCUGCGUCUUCUACGAGAUCACCAGUCUGCAGCCCCUCUUCCCUGGAGCCAACGAGCUGGACCAGAUCUCCAAGAUCCAUGACGUCAUCGGCACACCCGCUGAGAAGACCCUCACCAAGUUCAAGCAGUCGAGAGCUAUGAGUUUUGAUUUUCCUUUUAAAAAGGGAUCGGGGAUUCCUCUCCUGACAGCCAGUCUGUCCCCGCAAUGUCUCUCCCUCCUGCACGCCAUGGUGGCUUAUGACCCCGACGAGAGAAUCUCGGCCCACCAGGCGCUGCAGCACCCCUCCUUCCAAGAGCAGAGGGCAGCAGAGAGGCAGGCUCUGGCCAACCACAGAAGAGCUUGCUUCUCCGAGUGCCCCGUGGGCCCAGACCUCAGCACUGACUGGCAGACGGCCAGGGAGAGCCGGAAGCAGCACCCCAGACUGCGGGCAGAGGAGGAGCGCGCCCGCCGGCCAGGCCCGGCCUUCGUGGUGGAGCUGCCCAAGCUGAAGCUGGCGGGCGUCGCUAAGCUGCCGUCCUUCUCCAGCCCCACGCUGCAGCCCGUGUUUGUCCCUGGCAAGGUGGCCGUGCUGCGGCGGCCCUUCAAGUGUGUGGGCGCAGGCCAGAAGACGGACACGCAGAAAGACUUGAAGCCGGACCUGAAGCAGUGCCGCCUGCCCACCAUAGAGAGGAAGGGCGGGGGCCCCUGAGCACCACGGCACCACUGCCAACUCCUAGGGAAGCCGCGCUUCCGACACCCCCCCUGGGCCGGCCCCGGAGGGUCCCCUUGAGCAGCCAGCCAUGUGGCCUGACCCCCAGCUCAGGUCCCUAUGUCCCAGAGCAGCUUCUGUCUUGUCUGUCACACGUGUCGACCUGAGUCAGAGCAGAUAGGACAUGUCUGCCCAUGAGCUGACUAUUAAAGACUAUCAGGGCAAGGCCUGGCUUCAUGCUUUCUGAGUCCAGCGCAGGCUCUGGCCAGCGGCCCUGGGCUCUGCAAGUACUCCCCGGUGCGCUUU
This is a messenger RNA of Erinaceus europaeus (western European hedgehog), 1723 nucleotides long. RefSeq names its product MOK protein kinase (gene MOK). Gene Ontology annotation, molecular function: ATP binding; protein serine/threonine kinase activity. The coding region runs from base 164 to 1417 and encodes 417 amino acids. Gene Ontology annotation, biological process: protein phosphorylation; intracellular signal transduction. Lineage: Eukaryota; Metazoa; Chordata; Mammalia; Eulipotyphla; Erinaceidae. The transcript is spliced from 12 exons. Gene Ontology annotation, cellular component: nucleus; cytoplasm. The record is from RefSeq and is a predicted model, not a curated record.